UUCUCCACACAGAUUAAGGACAACUUUUCAGUUAUACGGCUUUAAAGAGCAACAUGGAGAAAAUCAUCCUAAUAUUCCCUCUGAUAUUGCUGGUGCUGCAUAUACAAGGAGGAGAGUUCUCUAAACGUCCAGUUUGUUUGAUUGCCGAAGCUCCACAGCCGGAAGUCGUGGAGUUCAACAACACAAUCUAUGCCACUUGUGAAGUAACUCCCAGCCCUAAUUUGCCACCUUGCCAGCCAAAGAUCUUUGGGCAAAUCCUCUUCAAGCAGCUCUUCCCCAAUGGAGAUUUAGAAGUGAAAAUCAACCUCCGUGGUUUGCCUGCCAUCGAUCAUCAACAGCGUGCCAUGCACAUCCAUCGGUAUGGAGACCUCAGUCAAGGCAGCAUCACUGUUGGUCCUCAUUACAAUCCAAACGGCGUUGACCACCCUCAUCAUCCUGGAGACCUGGGCAACUUUGCUUCCGAGCAAGGAGUAAUAAGGCAGUUCCUGAAGCUCCCAGACGCCAAGCUCUUUGGGCCUUAUUCCAUUCUGGGACGUGCGGUGGUGGUUCAUGAGAAGGAGGAUGAUCUGGGAAUGGGUUCAGAUGAGGAGAGUAAACGCAGUGGGAAUGCUGGACAGAGAAUUGCUUGCGGUGUGAUUGGUAUUACUACUCCAAGUCUGUGGCAGAAGACUGAACUGCUCCCCAAGAAAAAAUGUGGAGGAGGGAACUGAGAGUCCAAGAUGAGUCGGAUAUGGUGGAAGGGCAGAUUCAAAUAGGAUAAUUAUGAUUUUCCUUGUGUUUUCUUUGUCUGUGUCCUACAUUAAAGCAAUAUUUAAUA
Molecule: messenger RNA, 817 nt
Organism: Rhinichthys klamathensis goyatoka
Lineage: Eukaryota; Metazoa; Chordata; Actinopteri; Cypriniformes; Leuciscidae
Product: extracellular superoxide dismutase [Cu-Zn]-like
Exons: 2
Coding region: 54-710 (218 amino acids)
Biological process (GO): removal of superoxide radicals
Molecular function (GO): superoxide dismutase activity; copper ion binding
Source: RefSeq, a predicted model, not a curated record